AUGUCUGUUGAAUACGGGAAACCCCAUGCUGCCGAUAUCCCUGUGGUCGAUCUAGAUGACCCGGAGGAUGAUGUGUUGUUUCUGGAACAAAAUAAUUCUCGUCACGAACGCAACCGGUCCUCGGAUUUUCUUGAAUCUUUAGACUAUGAGGACCCACAACCUUCAGGUUGGAUUUCCAAACUCUCAUCCUAUUUCUCGUCUCGCCUGCUAGGACUGUCAUACGAGCUUGCGAGAGGCUCCCAAAGUUCGGACUUUUUUGAUCUUUCUGAUGACGAUGCAUCACAUUCCGAUCCUCGUGAUGAGCUCCGUGACUACAGAAUCAAAAGACUCAACCAAAAGCUUAACAAGACCAUCAUGUUGUUUGCACUUGUGUUGGUGGGCAUAGUGGGUGCUUUUUUCUUCCGGAGACAUCUGAGUCAUGCUUCUGCAGAGGAAAAACAACCUCACGAACACCAGAAACGGAUCUUAUCGAAUUCUACUCAUGACUUCUACCCAUCGACAAUUCUCGUGUCGCUUGAUGGAUUCCACCCUCACUAUAUCAACCCACAGAAUACGCCAGCAAUGCAUAAGAUGAUGGUCGAAGACUAUGGAGCCCCAUAUAUGGUGCCAUCAUUCCCGUCGUCGACAUUUCCCAACCAUUGGACUCUUAUCACCGGUCUUUAUCCCGCCGAGCACGGAAUCGUGGGAAAUACUUUCUUCGACCCCGUGUUGGGGAAGCAAUUCAUUAAUACGGAUCCUAAUUAUGGGUUUGAUCCCCAGUUUUGGCAGGGCGGAGAACCUUUGUGGACCACUGCUCACAAGCAUGGUGUCAACUCGGCUGUGCACAUGUGGCCAGGUAGCGAGGUUCCCACCAUUGGAGAUAAUGGACCUUUAUUCGUAGAUAAGUACAACGGAAGUGAAUUGUUGUCGUCGAAGGUUGAGAGAGUCAUGGAGUGGAUAGACACCGAGAAGAUUCAAGACAGACCGGAACUUAUCUUGACAUAUGUGCCCACCAUCGACCAGUUUGGCCAUAAAUUUGGAAUUAGCGGUCAGAAUUUGACCGAUGCGCUUCACUACGUUGAUGACUUCGUUGCGUUGAUGAUCGAACUGUUGAAGGUUAGAAACUUGACGGACAUCGUGAACUUGGUUGUUGUAAGCGACCAUGGAAUGGCUCCUACUUCAAAUGAUCGCUUGCUUUUCCUUGAUGAUGUAGUAGAUACCUCAAAAAUUGAGCAUGUUGACGGCUGGCCUUUGUUUGGAUUGAGACCAUUUGAGGGUCAUUCCGUGGAUGACAUCAUGAACGAGAUCGACUCCAAAAUGAGUAAGAUGGAGAAGAACAUAACCGAAAACUAUUCUGUCUACCGUGUGGAAGACAUUCCUAAAGAGUACAAUUUUGGAGGGAAGGAAAAUGAUCACAAAUUCAAUUAUCGACUUGCACCCAUCUGGAUAAUUCCCAAUGUUGGUUACUCCAUCACAACUCACAAGAAAUUCAAAGAAGAUAAUAACCAAUACUACCCUCGCGGUGUACACGGAUACAACAAUACUCACCUUUUGAUGAGGGCGAUUUUCUUGGGAAGGGGCCCGUACUUCAAUGAGAAAUUGGCUGAAUCGAGAAAGGUGUUGCCUUUUGCCAAUACAGAGGUGUACGGCAUGAUCUGCGAUUCUUUGGAUAUCAAGCCUUCGCCUAAUAAUGGAUCUUCAGCUGAUAGUAAGGGAUUCGCUAUUUCAUCUAACAACCUUCUUCCCAACGACUGGAGGGAUGAGUUGAGUUAUCCGAACUUGCCUUACGAAGUCGAACAUGUUGUAAAAGAUGCAACAUAUGAUCUUUUGUGGCGUAAGCCAGUCAAGGGGAUGGGACAGACUACUGUGUCUGUCAGUCUGAACAAACAUCCAUAUGAGUCCAUAUUGUCUGAGGAGUCUUCGUUCCUGAGCGUCACGUCAGUUUCGUUGCCUAAACCAAGUGACUUCCUGGAUGCUGUAGAUGCUGAAGAAUCCUCCUCUGUUGCCCCACCAGAUGACAAUUCAGAUGGUGAAAAGGGCACAUCUGAUGAUGAAAGUGGUUUUGGCAAAAUUGUUGAAGGCAUCGAUGAUAUUUGGGAAGAUGCUGAGGAUGCCGUUGGGGAUGCUGUGGACGGUUUCCUAGAUGCUGUGGGAUCUUUAUUUGGCGGUAACAACGAUGAAGAAAAAGUCUAA
Messenger RNA from Sungouiella intermedia, 2172 nucleotides. The record is from the annotation of a GenBank genome assembly. NCBI's taxonomy places the organism in Eukaryota, Fungi, Ascomycota, Pichiomycetes, Serinales, Metschnikowiaceae.